This is a messenger RNA of Bombus pyrosoma, 4961 nucleotides long. RefSeq lists its product as uncharacterized. Gene Ontology annotation, biological process: adenylate cyclase-activating adrenergic receptor signaling pathway; phospholipase C-activating G protein-coupled receptor signaling pathway; cell-cell signaling. Gene Ontology annotation, molecular function: alpha1-adrenergic receptor activity. The record is from RefSeq and is a predicted model, not a curated record. Lineage: Eukaryota; Metazoa; Arthropoda; Insecta; Hymenoptera; Apidae. The coding region runs from base 743 to 3124 and encodes 793 amino acids. Gene Ontology annotation, cellular component: membrane. The transcript has 4 exons.
UCAAAAUGUUUUAUAUAACAAACACAAUAUACGUAUAAAAGUCUUUUGUGAUAAAUGUUCUAAUAUUUUCAUGAAUUGUUCGAGUAUCAUCGAUAUGUAUCGUAUCAAUCCCAUCGCUAACUACAAGUCACUCGUGCUUGUUACCUUUGAGUUCCUAUAAGAAAGGGAGGGGACAGGGAGACAGGAUUUCGUCCAGUGAACUAGGGAGAAAAUGGGCCAAUCACAGCGGCUCGGUGGUUCGGGGUUCGGGAGAGUUCGGCUGGGACGAGGUAAGCACGACUGACUUCGUGAAUCUUUCGCAAUUCGCUUCAGUUCGUCCAGCAGAGAAGCAACGCUCGUUCCGCGACGAUGUUCUUCGCGCUGCAGUUUAUAUCUACUGUAUAUAGGCAGCUUUAGGCGGGUUAACACGCGAAAUUUUUUCAAAAAUUUUCAAAACAUAACCUCAAAUACAUGACUCGAUACAUUUCACACAAAAAUAUGUAAAGUGGUGCGUCAGGUUUCCAAAGUUUGUGCUUGGCGGAAUUGUUUGACAGUUUUCCAAACGAAUCCUCGUGAAGCAAUCCGCAAGCUGCAUGUCGACCGAAACCUGCUUCGUCCAAAUGGAUUGAUCUUCUCUACUUCUGAAGAAAUUUUGUUUGUUAUGUCAACGUAAAUCUGACGCCAGAAAACACAAUACAACCAGUCGUCAUCCAGUGAAAUAUGUUAACACGAUAAGUAAUUGCGUCACAUUUAUUAUACAUGAAUGGUUGGAGAUUCGCCAGACAUCGUCGGAGAAGGAUCGAUUUCAGAUCUAGGAGAUCUAGAGGGAUGGUGGAAUAAUCAUGCGAUAGUGGUCUGGAGUUUCGCCCUUUUUGGCUGUUUCUUACUCAAUGUCAUACUUCUACUGGCAUUCCUCAUACGUCCGUCGCUACGGACCAUUUCCAACAGGUUUGUCAUGAACUUAACCGUGUCAAACCUGUUGGUCUGUGCCAUCAUGAACCCCCUACUAAUAAUGGAUGCUGUUUCAACAUCUUCCAACUCCUCUAUACUCGACUCUGCACCUGUACUAAAUAUUUGUUCAAUGUCAGAGGGCGCAAUGGCGGUAGUAACAACAUCUUCGGUCUUCUCAGUCCUGUUAAUCGCUGUGGAUCAAUACUUUGCCGUGAUGGAUCCUCUACGAUACCGUGCUCGUGUGGACAAACUGAAAUGCGGAAUUCUAAUCCUCUCCACCUGGAUGAUCUCUAUAGUUUUCGGCUUCCUCGCUUUCUUCAACUCAAAUCCUCAAAGUCUUUGGCUUUUCUGCAUCUCCAAAGAACAAAAUUCCUCAAAUGUCUCCACAGAAUCGACUCUCACAGUAUUGGAGAACAAAACCAACAACAACGAGCUCAAUAUCAGUGCAAUUCCUGAAAUAGUAGAAACUGUUAGUCUCAAUGACAACAUAGAUCUCAUAGAGAAUACUACUGUGAUCUUUGAUACGCUUAUAGACGAUACAAUCACUUAUGGCUUUAUCUAUGCCAUUGUUUAUACCAUAUUUGCUUAUUUCAUCCCAUUCAUUGCCGUCUGCUGGAUCUAUGUCACUAUUUACGUAGCUGCACAUAGAAAUUCAGAAAGAGCUAGAAGAAGUGGCUCUAGGCCUAUAUUAUCUUCAGCAAGCUUUACCGAAGAGCAGAAUGGCCCUUCGAGGAUCCAACGUCUUCAGGCGGAUACUAUAGAGGAUUUUAGAAAGUUACCUAAGAUAUCAAGUUUGUCUUCGAUUGACGAGACCAGCGAGACUAUGCAACCCACUGGUCAGCUGUCUAGAAGGCGAUCCUUUGCUUCUUCUAUAGAUAUGGAUGCAUCUUCUCCACCCGAAGAAGUGGGGGAUAAGAAGCCUUCUAGAAUUGUUUUUACGGUUGGCCCACAGAGAGUUGAAGUCUCUCAAUCUACAAACGAAGAAAACUAUAUUAAUGAUAAUUUAAGCAAUUGUAAUUCAGUAAUGGAGAAAGAUGCUAGGAAGAGUAAGUGUCAGGAUUUGCAGAAGCAAGAUUUGCAAACUUCGGGAUACGAAGAGACGAAAGAAUCGUCUAGAGAUUUAAAAGAGCACACACAGGUGAAUAAUUGGAUCUCAGAAAGUUUUAUUGACGAGAGCAGUGAUUCCGAGGAAGAAACUCACUUUGACUGCUUCGAUAAAAAAUUCUCACCUCUCUGUAACUAUUCUUCGAAUCUAUUCCAAGAAUCACUACAAGUCUCUGAAAUUAUCAAAGAGGAGAAUAAUGAGACCAAACAGAACGAUAUCAACGACGAUCGAAAAGAAGAACAUUUGGUACAAGUAGAAGUCGAGUUGAAGAACCAAAUAUUGAGUCAAGGAGACUCUGAAUUAUCAGUGAAUCUUUCAGAAACGAGGCCCAAUCGUAGGUUAUCGUCAUCCUUGAAUAAAGACGCUUCUCUAUCUCACACAUAUGAAAAUAGUAACAAGACUGAAAAGACUAACGGUGGCAGCGCUACAGAAUCAUCCUCGUGUUUGCUAGCACCAAUAGUGACAAUAACCCCAGCGCCAAGCAAGAACGACAACCUGCAUCGUGUUUCGAGCGUGAGGAGCACCUCGAGCUACAUACACUCUCUAAAGGACAGGAUAAGCAAUGGUUCUAUAUUUAGGCACAGAGAGGAGACGAGGGCGGCGCGAAUAAGUGCUCUGGUGAUCGUGAUGGGUCUGAUCUGCUGGUCGCCGUACGUGAUAUUACUGGUAAUGAAGAAUCUACCUCGAUCCACUGACCAACAUUUGCCCCAUAAAUACGACGUGUUGGCCUCCAGCCUCUUGAUCUUGGCCGCGUAUAUCAGCCCACUGUUGUUCGGCUAUAGAUCAAAAAGAGUGAAACGCGAGUUAAGAAGGUUCUUCUGCUUCAGGAGAGAAUUAUCUUAUAAGAAUAAUAGAAGCUUAAUGGCUAAAAAGGUGUUGAGGAGGAGACACAGUAGUAAUCUCAGUCACUUUGAGAUGGAUCACAAGUAUAAUAUAUUCAGUUGCAUGUAUGGGAAGAAUCGAUGGCCCAAGGAGAAAGUUCAAUUUGUCCAAGUACCAGACACAGCGCUGGCUGUGGAAACUUGCAGGAGUAGCUUCUCUAGUGGAGCCAGUACUCAGAUCUCCAGCACCUCGACGGAGGAAUGUUGAGAUUCAUGAUGUUCCUGACUUAAUCAUGUUCAUAGGCUUCUUUUUGUAUUGGAGAUGGUUUUUGUGGAGUACUUAAUGCGCAGUUAAUUGUGUGCAGGUGUUUCAGUUGGUUUUAGAUGAGAUGUUGAUAGAUUUUGAGUGAACAAGUAGAAUUGGUUAUAUUGAGUGAUUUGAAGAAACGGUCAAGUGAUUUAGAGAAAUAGAGCCACAAAUAUUUUAAUAAUAAUAAUAGGUUGGAAAAGAAAGAAAUCUUUAACUACAGAUUGUUCAUCUCUGGAAAAAGCUUGAGUUUUUAUCUAGUUUAUACAAUUUGAUAGAGAACUUUAAAAACGUUACUAGCUGAAUAUCUUCAAUACUUAAAAAUAUAUAUGUCAUUAAAAACAAUAACUAUAUUAUAUUUUAAUAGUAUAGAGAUUAAGUUCUCAAGCAAAGUCUGUAAUUAAGGAUCGAUCUUGAAGGAGAUUGAGAUGUAUAGAAAUUUUAUUUCAAGACGGAUAUCUGUUUAGCUUUUUUUUUUAAAUAAACAAUGUUCUGUCUAUCUAUAUCCAAUGUUAAUACUUUGAAAGAAACUCUCUUCAUAGAAAGGAAUUAUACUCACAUCGAAAAAUGAUUGAUUUAAUAGAAAAUUGGUGCUAAUGUUGUUGAUAUACUGUGCAGAAAUAAUUUCAAUUUUUAAACAAGAUAUAAAAGAUCAUUACAACCAUUUGACUCAAAACUAUAAAAAUAUAUUAUCUAAAACUACAAAAAUUAUAAAAAUAUAUAUUCAAUACUCUCUUUGUUGUAAAUGAAGUUUGAACAAGGUAAAGUCUACAAUUUAUUAUAAGAAAGAAAGAAAAACUGCAUUCAUUCUUUGAUCUUCAGAAAAUAUUUUUCUAAAAGAAAGAUCGUAAAAUAAAUGUUAUUUUACUUGUUAUAACAAAUAUCUUCUUAGAUGUAUUUAACUCUUCAGAAAAAUUAAAAAUAACUAACUUUAUAUAGUAUAAAAAAUCUCUCACUUUUUUUUUUGGAGAAUAUUUUCCUUCAACGAAAAGUAAAAUUAAAUGUAAAAUAUAAUUUAAAUUCAGAUCUAUGCAAAUGGCCAAAUAAUAGAGAAAUAUUUUUAACAUUGUAUCUACUUACCAAAUCUUUACAAAAGUAACAUAUGCUUGUAAUUUCCCUAUAUGUUAACUAUGAAUAACUGUAAAUUAUUUCUGUACAUAAACCAUAAAAGUUCAGUAAAAUAAUUAUAAGUUAUUUUGUAAGAGAAUUAUAAAUGAAAACAAAAGAAGUGUAUUAUUCUAUUGAGAAAGGGAAAUUAAAUUAUACAGUCUUUCUAUAGAUGUAAUCAAUAUCAAUAAACAUUUCUUUUGAAAUUAAAAAAUAACUGGUGACAGGAAUAUUAGGAUGGAGUAUCUAUAAAUGAAUACAGAUCACGCAUAAUUAGUAUUCAGAAGAAUCAACGUAAAAAUUCAGCAAAUGAAACCAUAAGUACACGUUAAAACAAUUAAGCAUGAAAAUGAUAUACAGUCAGUUACAAAAUUCUUGGUAUGCUCUAUAAAAAGACUAGUUUUUAUUAAAAUAAGACAUCUUCAUCGCAUUCUUACUUAUGAAUAUGAUUUACAUGAUUUAUAUUCACAUUUACAUUUUAUAGUUCUACUUAUAGUAUCAUAUUUAUUAACAUGUGAAAUAGGAUUUUGUAGUAAAAUGAGUUAUUUUAGAAGUGUAUUCGGACAAAUAAGAAGAAAAAGAUUGUAUUUGUACAAUCUUACUAUUUCAAAUUAUAGAUUAUGUUAAUAUUUUGUGAGGAUCGCAUUACCUUUAAAAUAAUUCUGAAUUAAUCUUUUCAUAUAAGAGAUAC